CUUUCCACCUCAGUCCGGAUUGAAUCUGCUUUCAACCUCCAUCUCGCUUUCUGUUCCUCUACCAUCAUCUUGACAACACCCCCCCGCCUGCCUACUAUCCUCGAUCUGCUGGCUCACCUUCCCCUUCUACGGCUAGCAAUACACUGAACUGAAUCCCUAAAUUGGUGUGCACCUGUUCAUCGCUUGUACAAAUGCCUCCAUCACCGCCCCCAGAAUCCAGCGCUUCGAGUUACCCACAGAGAGCUCCAUCUCCUGCGCCUCGUCCCGGGUCUCCUCGUUCCACCACCCCAGCUCUCCGCGAACAGGCCACCGUUCGGUUGGGCUCUCCCGUUCUCUCGCAUGGGUUUCCCACGGCUUCCACCCCAAGGCCUAGUUCCCCGGUGAUUGGCGCGUCGAAUCCCCUCGCUCAGAUAAGUUGGGCCGGUUCUGGCGGAACUCCCCCGAGAUUUGGAACCCCCCCACGACUGGGCACUCCCACUAGGUAUGGGACACCCCCGCCCGCAAACUUUGGCUCUGGGUUUGGCAUAAAUAUUGCGAAUUCGUCAUCGAAACCGCCCAGUGUACAUUAUGGUUCGUUUGACUCGCGCCAGCCGAUUGAAGACCCGGAGGUUGUGCGGAGGCAUUUGGUGACCGAAGAUCCGUCGAUUACAAGUCUGGUUGGGGGCAGCUCGUCCGGUGGCCGGGGCGCUGGUGGUGGGUUGGAUGAGGAGUUUUCGUCACUACAAUUGCAGGGUGGGGACAUCACUCGCCCGAUUUACAGGUACGUUGAGAGUAUAGAGGCGACUGGGGGCAGGCGAAGCAGGUCACGAUCAUUCCAUGUGCCUCGCCCUGAGCCAGAGGAUGAUACCCUGGACAUCAGUAGCAUCAAGCAGAUUGGAGGGUUUAGAAGGAAUUACAUCCGCCGGAAUGAAGGUGCCAGCCCAACUGGUGAUGGCCAUGGAACCCAGCCUGGAAGACCGUUUUUGACCAGGAAUUUUAUCGAGUUCUUGACUUUACAUGGCCAUUUUGCGGGCGAAGAUUUGGAGGAAGAUGAUGAGGCCUGGACAAGUGACGAGGCGCUGAUAGCGGAAGAGGGACGGCGAGGCCAGGAUGAGGAAGAGCCUGGCGAAGGUAGUGCGCUGCUUGCCGGUAGAGCUCGGGCUUCUGGUAGGAGGAGAUCGAGAAGUAUCUCCCAAGGGACCGCUGGGUCCGGCAAGGCGAUACUCUUACUUCUUAAGAGUUUCGUUGGAACAGGAGUUCUGUUCCUACCGAAAGCGUAAGUCCUGUGAGCAACAUUAUGGGCUCAGAGUGUAGUUCUAACGAAUUACAGAUACUCGAAUGGCGGAAUGUUGUUUUCCAAUUUGGUCUUACUUUUUGUUGCCGCAUUGUCAUACUACUGCUUCGUAUUGUUAGUGAGGACCCGACUGAGCGUAGCCGGUAGUUUUGGCGACAUCGGUGGGAUAUUAUACGGAGAGAAGAUGCGUUUCUUGAUCUUGGGUUCUAUCAUCCUUUCACAGAUCGGGUUUGCGGCUGCCUACAUCGUGUUUACGUCCGAAAAUCUCCAAGCUUUCAUCCGUAAGUGCUUCCGGACUCGGCGUAUUUCCAUUUAGCUAACAAUAUCUAGUCGCGGUAACAAACGGUGAAAGGUUGAUUGAAAUCAAAUACCUGAUUCUCACGCAACUUAUAGUUUUCCUCCCAAUGUCCAUGAUUCGAGAUAUGGCGAAAUUGGGGGGGACUGCCCUCAUUGCCGAUUUUUUCAUCAUGCUCGGACUCAUCUAUCUCUAUUACUAUGACUUUUUCACCUUGGCUACUGAGGGUGUUUCUGACGUUGUCAACUUCAAUAAUAAGGACUGGACGCUGUUUAUUGGAACUGCCAUCUUCACUUUUGAGGGGAUCGGUCUUAUUAUUCCCAUCCAAGAGACAAUGAAGCAUCCCCACAAGUUCCCGAAGGUGUUGGGUGGAGUUAUGGUCAUUAUUACGGUCAUUUUUGUUAGCAUGGGUGCCCUGAGCUAUGCUGCUUAUGGUAGUGGGACUAGGACUGUUAUCAUCUUAAACUUACCACAGGACGAUAAAUUUGUUAAUGCGUGAGUACUGGUGUCGGUAUUCGUUUGGGCGCUGGCUAAUAUCUCUCCAGUGUCCAGUUCCUUUACUCUUUGGCUAUUCUGUUGUCGACGCCACUGCAGCUCUUCCCUGCUAUCAGGUUUGUUGAUAUAUUGGUCUUUUUUUGUGAUAGACGGCGCCUAAUUUUGAUCUAUAGAAUUAUGGAAACCGGCCUCUUCCCUCGCAGCGGUAAAAACAACCCCUCUGUUAAAUGGCAAAAGAACACCUUCCGCUUCAUCACAGUUUUUGUCACCGCUCUCAUCUCUUGGGGUGGUGCCGAUGAUCUUGACAAGGUACAUCCAAGCCCCACUUCCGUUGUUCCACACCACUGAUAUUAUAAUUCCUAGUUUGUUGCCUUGAUCGGAAGUUUCGCAUGUAUCCCCCUCGUAUACAUUUAUCCACCUCUCCUGCAUAUGCGAGCGCUCAAUACCUCAAACAUCAUGAAAGCUGCCGAUAUAGGCCUUUGCAUUUUUGGUUUUGUUGUUAUGGCGUACACAACUGCGCUAAAUAUCAAGAAAUGGUCGGAUCCAAAUCAAUAAUUGGGGCUGGAGAGGUCCCAUGUCCCAAGCUAGAAGACGGUAUGGGUUGUUUGUUCACAAUCAUGAAGCAGUCAUUUGUUGGGGGCUAACUAUCAUUCCUCUUUGCUUUUUUUUCUUUUUUCCUUCUCCCUUGUGGUAAUCUGAGGGUAAUUUGUUUUGCUUCCUUUUUCCGCCCCUUGUUAGCUUCCUUCGUUUUCCUAUGGAAUCCAGUGCCUCUACCUUUUACGAGUUUUUCUUCUUCCCUUUUUCUUUCCCUUGUUGAGGCGGUGGCGGUGACGAUGGUUGUGGAUUAGAGGGCUUUUACAGUAUGGUGUGGAUGGAUGGGCAUUGUAGUGUUGGAGUAGUGUAGUGAACAGGGGGCCUGUGAUUUCUAGAUUCAAUUGUUCAUGAACCUUUAUCUGUUCCCUUAAAUGAUAAACUGGAUUUAUCUA
Messenger RNA from Tuber aestivum (summer truffle), 3049 nucleotides. The record is from the annotation of a GenBank genome assembly. NCBI's taxonomy places the organism in Eukaryota, Fungi, Ascomycota, Pezizomycetes, Pezizales, Tuberaceae.